AUGCAGUCCAAAAACACCUCUCCACGAGGCGGACGCACCAAGAAGAUGGGCCUCCCAGUAAUCGAGAAUUUUAAGAACUUCCUGCGACAUGGAAAGCAGGCCCGCCAGAACGCGGAGCCCACGACCAAUGUCUCCAAUGUGCACGCUCAGUCUCAACAUCAACGGUACAAUCAGCACCCGGACCCGGUACACCAUGGCAUCUCAGAGCCCGUAAUGGACCACAAGCCGCUUCAGAACCAUGCUGCUCCCCAUGGUGACUUCUCCGUCGGCGCUGGCGCUGGAGAUAACCGCAAUAUUGCCGCCCAAGCAGGUGAUGCCGCUGCGCACGCAGCUGCCAAGGACCAGAAGAAGCAGGCCGCUGCCAAGAACGCGGGCGUUGACCCAUCAGUACUCGAGCGCAUCGUCGCCGAGGAGCGCGAGGCCAAGGGCAAGUUGCCUAGAUAUCCCGGACUUGAGCGAUGGACGCUGCUCGAAAAGAUGGGCGACGGCGCCUUUAGCAACGUAUAUCGCGCACGAGACACGACUGGUCAAUGGGAUGAAGUAGCCAUCAAGGUCGUCCGUAAGUUCGAAAUGAACUCACAGCAGAGAGCGAACAUCCUCAAGGAAGUACAGAUUAUGCGCCAACUAGACCAUCCCAACAUCGUCAAACUUAUCGACUUUUCCGAAUCGCGGCAGUACUACUACAUCGUGCUCGAGCUGUGCCCAGGAGGCGAACUGUUCCAUCAAAUCGUCCGUCUAACGUACUUCUCCGAGGACCUUUCCCGUCACACCAUCAUCCAGGUGGCCAAGGCUCUGCAGUACCUGCACGAGGAAGCAGGUGUUGUCCAUCGAGAUAUUAAGCCUGAGAACCUCUUGUUCUAUCCCACACCAUUCAUCCCCACACGCAACCCAAAGCCAAGGGGACCAGACGAUGAAGACAAGGCUGACGAGGGAGAGUUCGUCAAGGGCAAGGGCGCUGGUGGUAUCGGCCUAAUCAAGAUUGCCGACUUCGGCCUUAGCAAGGUUAUCUGGGACACGCAAACCAUGACACCUUGCGGUACUGUCGGCUAUACUGCACCUGAGAUUGUCAAGGAUGAGCGUUACUCCAAGAGUGUCGACAUGUGGGCGUUGGGUUGUGUGCUUUACACACUUCUCUGUGGUUUCCCGCCGUUCUACGACGAGUCCAUCCAAACCCUCACUGAGAAGGUCGCUCGUGGCCAGUACACCUUCCUCUCACCCUGGUGGGACGAUAUCUCUAAGUCCGCGCAAGACUUGGUCUCCCAUCUGCUGACAGUCGACCCGGAAAAGCGAUAUGACAUCAACCAGUUCCUCAACCACCCAUGGAUACGUGAAGCCGACGAGCCAACCUACUCUGCCUACGACGCACCACCCCUCGCUACACCUGCCGCCAAAAAGGAGCGUCUGCAACCAGACUUCUCGCACUUGGAGUCACCGGGUGCUCGUCGCAUGGACUUCCGCUCUCCUGGUGCCGUCAACCUCCGAGAAGUAUUCGAUGUCAGUUAUGCUGUACAUCGACAGGAAGAGGAGGGCAAGAGGAAGAAGCAGUUCAAGCAGGGUUACCGUGGCGCCAACGCCAUGAACUCGUUGAACGCCCUCGAUGAGGGUGAAGACGAUGACGAGUAUACUGCUGAAUCUGUCCCAUACGACCCAUCAUCGCAACAUCCACCAGCGAAGCUUCCCAAGUCUCAAGGUGCUGAUGUCACUGGUAUGGAGCAGAAGAUGCGCACCACCACACUAUCCGCCGCAGCUCAGGCCCGUCAGCAACAAUCGGCACCACGACAGCAAGAGCGAGGAUAUGGCCAACAUUCUCCAGCUGUUGCAGCCGCAGCGAAGCGCCAAGUCAGGAACAAGGGCGCAUUUGAGCUCAACAUGGAUAGCUCGACAUUACUCGGUCGUCGAAACAAGAAGGGUCCCGAGCCAAGCGGCUUAAGAAACACAACUACGGUUGGCGGUACAUGA
This is a messenger RNA of Alternaria arborescens, 1959 nucleotides long. Its product is annotated as Serine/threonine-protein kinase srk1. Bases 1 to 1959 code for a protein of 652 amino acids. Gene Ontology annotation, cellular component: nucleus. The transcript is spliced from 4 exons. The record is from RefSeq and is a predicted model, not a curated record. Gene Ontology annotation, biological process: protein phosphorylation; mitotic DNA damage checkpoint signaling. Gene Ontology annotation, molecular function: protein serine/threonine kinase activity; ATP binding. Lineage: Eukaryota; Fungi; Ascomycota; Dothideomycetes; Pleosporales; Pleosporaceae.